This is a messenger RNA of Topomyia yanbarensis, 6305 nucleotides long. RefSeq lists its product as uncharacterized. The transcript has 6 exons. The record is from RefSeq and is a predicted model, not a curated record. Bases 2078 to 2389 code for a protein of 103 amino acids. NCBI's taxonomy places the organism in Eukaryota, Metazoa, Arthropoda, Insecta, Diptera, Culicidae.
CUACUUUGUCGGUCGUGAGCAAUGCCGGUCAAUUUUGUUUAGUACGGCUAUCACUCUCAAUUGCGAAUUCGGCUUCGGCGAUCAGAAGGGAGGUUGAGCACGCGCGAGGAUAAAGCCGAAUCCCGGUCUUGAAUCGUGUUGCCAUCGGUCGGUGGUCGGUACCGUCGUCGAAGAUUGCGAACCAGACUCGGGCAUAGAGUGGAUCUACCAGCGGUAGUGGCCGGUCGAACGCCGGCAGUUGCGCUCAGUCCGUGUAACAGUGCGGUGUUGGCUCCUGCUCCUCCUUACCGGUUCAGAUGCACUGGCUCUGAUGGGUCCUCCGGAGUGUAAGGGUGGCAGAGGAAGGAUAGUGCAAAGAUUAAACCAAAUCGGGAGGCCAAGCCAAAGUGGUGUGCUUAACUUGUUGUGGACAUAGAAAAGUUUUUUUGUGUAUUUUUUUUUUUUUUUGACAAGUGUAGACAUGCCUCGGUCAAACAGCCUUCAGUUCUUGUGUUGUGUUGAAUGUGUAUUUGCGUGCUUGUUAUGUUCCAUUCUGUUGGUUUGAAUUUUUGGUUGAUUUUUUUUUCGCUCGAGGAAGCAGACACGAAUACUGAUCGAUGUUAGAAAUAUGUUCGCGUACGACGUGUACAGAAAAAUCCACGAAAAAGAGGCGCAAUAAUGUAUGUAAUCUAAAAAAUGCAGACCCGGAAGUAGGGUGUUUUUAAGGAACUUAUGUUGUCUAGUCGAACGAUUAGCGAGACGACAACGUAUCGAAUUAAAACAUUGAACAAAUUAUCCUCGAUGAAAAACGUUAUAACCAUCACACAGCCCACAGGAUGAUAUUCUGCAAUCAAUAAUCUUUAUGAAUGCUAAUCUACACUUUGAAAAUCUAAACGGUUGCUACGCAGUGCUAUGCGAUAUGGGCAACAGGAACAUUUGGGUGUGCAGUUUCAGACAAGCCCACGUACGCUCAAGUACACAAUUCGUAGCUGUUUCCUGUCCUGUACUGAUAAGAAAAGUACACAUAAAAUUUGCGAAAUUUGCACCCCAGCAGCUAUAAAACCCCCUCGCAGAACCAGUGUCCAAUCCGCACCCAUCGGCCAGAGAAUCUGCAAAAAAUCAUCAAAUAAAACCAUGAAAGCGAACCCCAACUCCCACCGUAUUACAAAGACGGCUCGAACCAAUCGGCAAGAAAACCUUCAAAUCAACGAACCAAAAAAAAAAUUGGAGAACAUACGAAAGAUGAACAAAUAUUUGCAAAUGAUUAUCACACGAACACUGGCGAAAACCAGCUGAGAUAGAACCUGUCACUGAUGAAGUUGGCCCGUGGAAGGUCAUGGAGCAGCGACGCGAAGAGCGGCUUACCACUACCACCAAAUAGGCACGACGAAAAAAAAACGCUAGCGAUAAGUGUGCGGCUCUUAACUCAUCUGUUUCGCGAAUUUUUUUUUUCGCGCUACUGCUACCUCUUCUUGUCCUUCUCCGUCUACGACUUUGUGAACUCGCAGAAACCUUGGAGCGUUUUUUUGCCCGAAAUUGGCUGGUGUUUCUGAGACUUGCGAAAACGUACGAUCAUCAUCGUCAUCGCCACCACACCAACAUCUAAAGUCGAAACUACUAUUUCUAUUGAGAUAUUUUUUUUUGCUGUCGUGAACAACUCCCUCCGAUGCUGGAAUCCAUUAUACUGGAAGAAAGUUAAGCCCCAGAAGAGAGUUGUGUAUUUUUCAUAAGUUAUUUUUGUCCUGUUUUGUGAGAACGAAAAAAAAAAGUUUUAUAUUGUUUUGUUACUCUUUGAACCGAAAAAACACCGUUGUUGUUGAGCGAACGACACAAAAGGGGGAAAGAGGAAAAACGUUAUCAGUUUUCACUUAGUUUAUUGUUUUUGCAACGAAAAGUUGAUUCGAACCUUCUGGCAAAGCGAAAAAAAGAAACCGCCACAGUGCAGUGCAGCAAAGAGAUCCAAACUGACAUAAAACAAUGAUGAUCGAUCGUGUUCGUUUGUGGAUAUCCGUAAUUGGAAAAGACACAAUUGGUUCGGAGAGUUCUGGAAAUCGAGAAACGACGAAUCACGACCCAGAACCAACGGCGAUGGCGGGCGAUGAUGUCAAACAGAGUUGCCGGCGCACUGAUGGAUGAGUCAAUUACAUCAACAAAUUGCAGAUUGGAUAUUAAACGCUGGAGAACAAACGUUAAUCUGAAUAACGAGCUACUCACUAGCUGCUCACCAUGUGCUAAGAACUGGCUGGCACCACUUGCAAUUACUCAUGAAAGGCAGCCAUCCAGCCAGCCAGCGUGUAGCGCCGCCGUCGUUACAGCCUUACAUGAGGAUCCCUGGAGGCGAACCGCCCCAGCAGCAGUGUGCGAACCGACCACAUAUCAUAGGCUACACGUCACACGGCACAGAUUGUGAACAGGUUAGGUGUAUCAGAGAAGUUUUCUCGUUGCUUUACUCACUGUAAUGCGGCUUUUGAUGGAAUUAGUACUGCGAGUGUGAUGGAGAAGGUAGUAGUAAGCAGUAUGCUGAAAGGUAUGUUAGUUUAAUUGAAACUUUGAAUAGGAACUCUUUUGCGAAUAAAUUGGCUGGAAUGGCACGUGGACGUGUCCAAGAGAUUGGUCCUCGCCAUGUAUUUUCAUCAUUUUUUGCUGGUGAAAAGUGCGGGUUUGAAUGGGGAAGACGGAGAAGGAAAAACACAGCAUUAGAGAAACGGUAGCACAUCACAAAGAAAGGAUUUCUUCACUUGUGAUUGCGGUUUUUACUCUGCACCACACGGGAUAACGAACGAUUCGCAUCGUACUACUUACCUACAAUGCAAUUGUAGGUCCUACUUUGCAGUCCACCAUGUGAAAACUGUGCUGCUGGUAUUGAGUUCAGUAGUGCCAUCUACAGCGAAAAAGCCUCUGUAUUUCAAAUAGGAAAAACGAACCUUAACCUCUGAAGUUUUUCGCUAGUGAACCACAAAAUUUUAAUACCCAAUCUACUGUUCACUCAUCCUCAGUAUCCAAUACUUGUUGGUGCUCGCAGUUCAUUUUAUUCCUUUCUGAGCAAGCAAAUGAGGACCACUGCCAUUUGUGCAGGUUUUAGAAUACGUACCCUACAGUCGGUUGCGUAACCAAGAGCCAUUAGAAGGGUUGGUUAAACCAAAAUAUUUUGGUGUGCAAACAACUUUUGCUAAAUAAACAGAUUAGAUAGAUAGGUUGGAUAAUUUCAUAGCGAGUUUGAUAUGCGUACUGAUUUGUUGACCUUUGUAGGCGAGGCUUACGCCAUUAUCGACUAGCCGUAAGAUACCUAAACAACCUCUCACGAGAAAAACUUAAACCUUUACAAAGAAUCUCCUCUGCCUAGAGUUUUAGGGAGUAGUAAAAAAUGUCCCCACAUUAAAAUCACACAUGAGCCAAUAGAGUAUAACGGUUUGUCGUUUUGAGUGGCGUAGUUCUUUUCAAUAGUUCUGCAAAAGAAUGCAAAAAGUGCUUUUUUGAAAAGAUACACUAUUUUAUCCCGUCCAGUACCAUUGUUAUUAAAAAUCUUUGCUUUGUGUGCAUGAAUCAACCAACCACGUGCUUCCAUAUAUACAUGUAAGACUAAAUCGAAUCGGUGAUUACAUCGUCGAUCUCAACUGUGUGAGCGGCAUGUAGAUGCGCUAGUCCUUCAUAAAAGGUUUGUCACCAGUAACGUAAUUUGCUUACUUUAGACACAAUAUUACAGUUUUGAACUUAUCCGGGCGAACUUUCGAGAUAUCAAGAAGUCAAAUCUGAAGAUAACAAAUCAAAAAUGUGAUCAACUACUUUCACUUGAAGUAUGACUAGAUUCUAUUGAUUUCCUUAAGAGUAUUCGUAAAAACCUUUGUCAGCAAUAGGUCAUAUAAGCAUUCGUUGUUUUGCUCGCAUGUGAAAAAAGAUGGAUGGGACAUAACCGGAAUGCCGUGAUGGCACUCGGAUUGGCGAUUUAAACCUAAUAAUAUGCACCGUAAUCAGAAAUCCAAUAUACAGCUCCUCAAAUUGUCUCAUCAAUAUAUUGGUUUUGGCAUACAGAUAAAACACGUCGAAAAAUAUCCCUAUGCAAAUUUUGAGCUCAAUCGGAAAAAGCACCUCAAAAAAGUCUAUGCAAAAUUUCAGCUCAUUCAGACAUCAGGCAUACUGAACGGGUUGCACUUAACGGUCAAAGUGCAAAAAUUUUCAUCCGUGAAAAACACCAAGGACCCUUUGAAUAUUCAAAAAUCGUAUUUUUAUGCUUAAUGUCUUAUAAUGUCAUGAACAGUCGAGAUCUGAUGUAAUAUCGAAAAAAAACACUAUUGGAAAGUUAAAAUUUGGCGUCAAGUAAAAAAUAUAUUAUUUUUUAAAUCUCAGUCACAACAGUAAAUAUGCCAGAGAGGCACCUUUUUCAAAAAAAAAAAUCGACGGACGAUGUAAGAUCUGACGUUUAAUGCAUUUCUAAGAUAUUUCGCAUCAAAAAUAAAUUAAAAGCUUACUUUCCAAACUCCAAAAUUUUCCAAGUUAAAUAAAGGCGUUGAACAAAAUUUAUUUUUUGAGGUGUCACUAGAUAUUGAACUUUCAUGGCAUUUGAAAACAUUUAGCAUCAGGAUUCUUUAUUCGAUUUUUGAAUAUUUAAAAGGUUCUUUCUCGGGUGAAAUUUUUGGCACCUUUAAAGUUAAGCGCUACCUCUUAAUUAUGUCUGAUUGCGCUUAAAUUUUGCACAAAGAUUUUUCUCGCGGUGCUAGUGCUUUUGCGGUGUGUCUAGUUAUAAAAUUCAAUAAUUCCUUUUUCCAUAUAUGUCACUUGCACACUAGUAUAUAGUGACAUGAAUAGAUGCUCCCUCCGUCGCCUUCAAACACCUAGCGUAAACUGAUUUCAUGAACAUACAGUUCAAGAUUUGCGACUGGAUAUUACAUGAGCGAGUAUCAAGCUCGAACGAACUGCUAAUUUACAAGCUUCCAACCAUUGUAAAUGAAUUUGACGGAACAAAUAUUCAAACAAAGCCUUCGAAUAGUUGUAUGAUGGAAGCGGGUUGAAUUCCCUACUACAUCGUAAGCUCAGUAAACUGAUCACACAUACAGUCUUCCGGAACAAUCUAUCGUCCGUCGCCUUCAAACACCUAGCGUUAACUUAUUUCCCAAAGUGUCCCGAAAAAAUGCUCCGCCCGUCACCUUCACACAUCUGACUUUAAAUGGUAUUAGAAACGACUCCGCAACGAAAUUAUAUUUAAAAUUUCACCAAACUAUAAUGUUCUGUGGCUCCCCAUAUUGAUGGCUUUGCCCGAAAUAGGCUGAACAUUUUCAGUUUUCUGUAUUGCGCUUGAACGAUUUUUCGAAAAUUAUUUUCCACAUUUUUUUAUAAGCCAUACAUAUCUCGAAAAUGAAUGAAAAUUGAUUAAAAUUACGCUGGCUGAUGUAUUCAUUACUGGCUCAAAACUAAGACUCCGCCGAGGGCGCCAGAAGACCACGCAAUGACCCUGAGUAUAUUGUUAAUAGAUAGCUUAUGAAAGAUGGACUAAGUAGGUUAUCCAUAAAAGUGUAAUAAUCGCAGUCCCAUUAGCAUGUGUAAUGUCGUCAUGAAGAAAUUUGUGACAUUUUGUUACAUGGGGGGAGGGGGAGUCAAUUUUGGGCAAUUUUUGCGUUACGUAAUUUAUUAAUGGUCCCUAACAUGUGUUGAUUUCGUGGAUGAGUACGAUUUUACAACCUUUCGCAUAUUCGCGUGUAUUCUUGUGAUCAUACGAAUCGUGAAUCUGAUACCUUAUAAUGUUCGGAUCAGAUGCUAGAAGAGUAUAUUUUCCCAUAUCACUAGAGUUCACGGUCAUUUCGAACGUAUUGCCUAAUGGAAAUGAGCGUCGGCUUUUCUGAUUGGUCGAACUGAAGGCAUGAGUCUAGGCUGCUAGGACCGAGAGUAGGGACUUCCAAACGUAACCGCUUCAUGAUCGCACGAGCACGGGCAUUUGUAGAUUCGCUCUAUAGACCGUGUUUGUAAAUUUAUAAGUACUAAAACGUUCACUUAAUUACCGAGGAGUUUUAAUGUUGACAAGAUAGCGGGCGUGAGUAUGUGUGGAUGAUUGCAAUUGCAUGUUUGCUUUUGUCAUCUGGUUUGUAUUAUCGCGAAGACCACGAGUGUUUGUACGUUUGGAAUGAGAGAGAUUGAAAUAUGCAUAUAUGCAAUUUAUUUUGUUAGUGAGUGUUAGAUUUAAUCCAAUUUAAGAUAUAGUAAGAAAUGAAAUGUAGCAAGCCAAAUAAGAUGCAAAGAAAUAAAGUAUAAGCGUAUAAAUUGACCGAUAUUAUUUUUUGGUAUACAUGAGUAGUGGAAAAGCAAACCGAUAGAAGUAUAACAGCAGCAGACUAAUG